Ostertagia ostertagi is the source of this 975-nucleotide messenger RNA. The record is from the annotation of a GenBank genome assembly. Lineage: Eukaryota; Metazoa; Nematoda; Chromadorea; Rhabditida; Trichostrongylidae.
AUGUUCUCCUUUCUCAAGAUUAUUGUCAACGACGACGAUAAAACUGUAGUGUCUGAGAAUUUCAUGAACAAAAUGAAGGAACUUACGAAAUCUGAGGUAGUUUUGGCGUGCACACCUCAGCGAAGUGGACGAUUUCUCCGUUCUCUCAGUGGGGGAGCGAUCAGUGGACCACGGUCAACACAUGGCCUUACAACAAUAUAUUCUGCAGCUGGCCUUAAAGCUCGGUGGUGCGGCAAGGUGAUGAAAGUGAAACGUGAACUUUGCUCGAGGCCUUCGGCCGCAGCGGAUUUCGAGGCAUUUACGCUCACGGUGAAGGCAAGCUCAGCGGGUCCCUCAGCAUUCGCUUCGACGUACUCCAUACGCCAGAAGCAUCCAUUCAUUCAGUUGGAGACAGAGGCAAAGCAUGUUGCAAUGCACAACUGCGAGAUUUGGGAAAUACCAUUGGAAGCUGAAAGAACACGGUUCAACCUAUGCUUGAUUCGCCCUCGUUUUAUUGGAGAAAUAGUGAAAUUGAAAUUUCGGAUAUUAGGAGAGGAUCUGAAAGACAUAUUGGACGGAUUGCUCAAGGCAAAGAGCGAGAAGCACAGAAUUUUACUGCCAAUGUUUUCGCUCAGUGGUGAAGAGAAUAUGUGCAACGUUUGGAUGAAAAACGCUACAACCGAUGCUAUGGAGACAACCGGCGCUAUCCCGCCGCUUGAAGCGAUAUGGAAUGUAGCCAGAAUAUCGGUCAGUGUAGAUGGAAUCGGAACAAAAAAUCUCAAGUUAGAGCCUUGUCCACGACUAUCGUCGUCUUACCGUCGCAGUUGUGGACUGGAUGAUCUGUCUCACCCUCACACUGCGUUCACGGCUUCCAUCGAUUCGGCGUUUCUUUUCGUAGUGACCGUUAGAGGAGUCCUACCACUCCUCUCAGGUUGCUACGCCGGUUAUCCUGCACCGAUGAACUCUGCCUACACGAUUCUCGCUCCAGAGAAGUAA